Theobroma umbraticum is the source of this 996-nucleotide messenger RNA. Its product is annotated as ER lumen protein-retaining receptor-like. The record is from RefSeq and is a predicted model, not a curated record. Gene Ontology annotation, biological process: protein retention in ER lumen. Gene Ontology annotation, cellular component: membrane. Gene Ontology annotation, molecular function: ER lumen protein retrieval receptor activity. Lineage: Eukaryota; Viridiplantae; Streptophyta; Magnoliopsida; Malvales; Malvaceae.
CAAGGCGAAAUCACCAUCCGAGAGAAAGAGAAGGAAACAAAAGGAAAAGCAAAACACGAACCGCAAAAGUUUGAGAGACAAAGCAAAAUAGCAAUCAUGAACAUAUUCAGGUUAGCAGGGGACAUGACGCAUCUACUCAGCAUUGUGGUCCUUCUCCUCAAGAUCCGUACCAUGAAAUCUUGUGCUGGAAUUUCGCUUAAGACUCAGGAAUUGUAUGUUAUAGUCUUUCUUACUCGGUACCUUGAUUUGGUCACAAGGUAUAUAUCUUUCUACAACACUGUAAUGAAGUUAGUUUUCAUUGGAACUUCAAUUUGCAUUGUUUGGUACAUGCGCUACCAUAAAGUUGUGAAGCAGACCUACAACAAGGAUCAGGAUACUUUUAGACAUUACUUUCUGAUCCCCCCAUGUUUUCUGCUGGCCCUUCUGAUUCACCGUGCUUUUAAUGUAAUGGAGGUGUUGUGGACAUUCUCCCUCUAUCUCGAAGCACUGGCAAUUUUACCACAAUUGGUAUUACUGCAAAGAUCAAGGAACAUUGAUAACUUAACUGGAAACUACAUUUUCUUUCUUGGUGCUUAUCGAGCUUUAUAUCUCAUCAAUUGGAUUUACCGUUUCUUCAUGGAGAAUUUCAAGUUCUACUGGAUACCUUGGAUUUCAGGCUUGGUCCAGACUGCUCUUUAUGCUGACUUCUUUUACUACUAUAUCAAGAGCUGGAAGAACAAAGAGAAGCUAACGCUCCCUGUUUGAGUUAAAGCUUUACCUGAUGUAGGAUCACGUUAACAGAGGAACUGAGACUAACGGAAUGGUGGGGGUGUUAAGUGUUCCAUAGAUUUAUUAUUUCAUCCACAAAUGGCAGAAGAAGGCUAGUCUAUUCUAAUACUUUCUUGCUUCAACAUGCUGUUAGCCUUACUGAACUGUCUUAUGAAAAAGAAACAACGUUUACACGCUAAAAUGUGGCAACAUUUGUUAUGCUUAUCUAGUUUUCCAAUUAUUAUUUCA